AUGGGCCUGUUUGACACGGCGGCGAAGGUGCUGGGCGUGACCUCCAACGCGGAGGGAGACCUGGCGGCCUUCGUGGGCAACCUCCUCUUCACGGCCGUCUUCGUUGCGGGCUGCCUCGGCGUAUUCUGCGCGGUGCGGCUCUGGUACCCGCCCAUGUUCAGCCACAACUCCAUGCCCAACCGCGACACCCGCCUUGGAUGGAUCUUCGGGUGGGUCAGCGACAGCCUACGGGCCAGCGACGGUGAGAUUGAGAAAGCAGCUGGCCUUGACGGACUCAUGCUUCUAAGGUACUACAGCUUGUGUGUAAAGAUCUGCGCUAUCUUGGUAGUGUCGAACUUUCUCAUCAUGGGGACGCUCCACAGGGCGUUCGGAAAGGGGGAGUGUGACCGUCUGAGCAAGAUCGGCUUCGGUUCUGUGGAGGAGAACAGCUGGCUCACAUACGCUCAUGCCAUGUUGGUAUGGCUGGUAGUCGUCGCCGUCGAGAAGGUUACCUUGUCUGCACAUCGCGAGUUCAUCGAGCAAAAGCGCUACGAGUGGCUCUGCAAUAUGCCCGUGCCUCAGAGCACCACCGUCCUGGUGGAGUGCAUCCCAGACGAGUACCGCUCGGACACCAAGCUGCUCGGACUGUUCCAGAGGCUCUUCGGCGAGGAGAACGUGCAGAUGGCCCACAUGGUCCUGAACACCGACGACCUGCUGGCCGACGUGGCCCGAAAAGAAGAGAUCGAGCUGCAGCUUCAUUCUGCGGAGUUCCAGUGGCAAAAAGAUGGCAGCGAUCCAGACAAACGGCCCCAGUUCCGCGACUUCCUGAACAGGGGCGUCCUUGUGGACACCCUUGAUUAUUAUACGGAACAACAGAAUAACGUGAUUCAGACGAUCACGACAAAGAGGAAGCAGUUGCUCGAUGGCGCGGCUGAUUCGUCACCAGGGGUUUCUCCGAUCUUCUCUACGAGUGGUUUCGUAACCUUUGCGUCGAGGCACUUCCAGGAGCUUGCCCUGCAGGUGUGCUACACUGAGGAUACAGACGAGUUCGUCGUCAGUCUUCCUCCGGACCCUGAGGAUAUCAUCUACAGCGACCUCCAGACAGAUCCCACGAAGAUUGCUGGCAAGGAGCUCUUGGGGUACGCCUCUGUAUUUGGUGUAUACCUGGUCUUCAUGCCUUUUGUCGUUGGCAUCUCCUGGCUUACCAGCAUUCCCGAGUUGCAGAAGCGGUACCCGUCGCUGAAGGACACGCUUGCAGCUUGGCCGCCAGGCUUGGUCUCUUUCAUGUCGUCCAUGUCCGCAGUUCUCGGGCUCAAGCUGUUCAUGUGCUUCCUGCCAACGAUACUCAUGAUCAUCUUCAGGAACUUCUUCUGCCUUCGGGCCGGAGCCUGGGCGCAAGCCAAGCUCCAGAUUUACUACUUCUGGUUCCUUGUCGUCUUCGAGAUCCUGGCCACAACCGUGGGCACCUCCCUUCUCGGAACGCUCGAGCAGCUCCUGGAGCAUCCCACCUCUAUCCUUCAGCUGCUUGGGAGCUCCCUGCCGCAGGCCACGCACUUCUACCUGAACUACAUGGUUGUCAACUGGGGCACCGUUGCCAUGGACGCCACCCGCUACUUCUACCUGGCGAAGUUCAUCGCCUACAAGUCCUACCUGCCCGAGGAGCGGGCGCGGGAGCUCUCGGAGCCGGAGGACCAGGACUACUACGGGCAGGGCGGGCGCUGCGCCCGCGCCUCCGAGUACGUCGUCAUGACGCUGGUCUUCUCCAGCCUAACGCCCCUCAUCACCGUCCUGGGGCUGAUCAACUUCGCCCUCUGCCGCGUCGUCUUCGGGUACCUGCUGGUGUGGGCCGAGACGAAAAAGCCGGACCUCGGCGGGGUGUUCUGGGUGAGCAAUCUGCGCCACCUGCAGUGGGGGCUCAUCAUAUAUGUCCUGACGAUGUCGGGCUGUCUCGCCAUGCGGGCGGACAGCAAAAUUCCUUCGAUCAUCUGUUUAGCGUCCUUCAUCUGGGUGUUCCGUUUCUACAGGAAGUUCGAGUCGCUGCUCUGGCAGAAGCUGCCCAUGCUAAAAUAUCAUGAGAAGGCAGACCGAAAGGAUUCUUCGCUGCCGUUGAGCUACAGGCAGCCCGAGCUUCUGGAAGCAGAGGCCUCGACAAAGGAGUGA
Molecule: messenger RNA, 2139 nt
Organism: Prorocentrum cordatum
Lineage: Eukaryota; Dinophyceae; Prorocentrales; Prorocentraceae
Source: the annotation of a GenBank genome assembly